Messenger RNA from Heterobasidion irregulare TC 32-1, 1696 nucleotides. RefSeq names its product alpha tubulin 1 (gene aTub1). The transcript is spliced from 8 exons. Gene Ontology annotation, biological process: mitotic cell cycle; nuclear migration by microtubule mediated pushing forces; nuclear division. Gene Ontology annotation, cellular component: cytoplasm; spindle; microtubule. NCBI's taxonomy places the organism in Eukaryota, Fungi, Basidiomycota, Agaricomycetes, Russulales, Bondarzewiaceae. The record is from RefSeq and is a predicted model, not a curated record. Gene Ontology annotation, molecular function: GTP binding; structural constituent of cytoskeleton. Bases 64 to 1407 code for a protein of 447 amino acids.
GCCUCUACGUCGUCCCAUUCGUUUAGUCUCAUCUGCUUCCUCAAUCUUCGUCUCGAGUUGAAAAUGCGUGAAGUCAUCUCCGUUCAUGUUGGUCAGGCUGGUGUUCAGAUCGGCAAUGCCUGCUGGGAACUUUACACCGUCGAGCACGGUCUGAGCCCUGACGGCCGUUUGGUCGAUGCUCCAUCCUCCCACAGUGCUGAUGGCUUCAGCACUUUCUUCUCCGAGACGUCGUCGGGCAAGUAUGUGCCCCGAUCACUCUACAUCGAUCUCGAGCCGAACGUCAUCGAUGAGGUUCGCAACGGGACGUACCGAAGUCUCUUCCACCCCGAGACCAUGAUCACUGGCAAAGAGGAUGCGGCCAGCAACUAUGCUCGCGGUCACUAUACCAUCGGGAAGGAACAGAUUGAUGUCGUUAUGGACAAGCUCCGUCGCUUGGCCGACAACUGCAGUGGCUUGCAGGGCUUCUUUGUCUUCCAUUCGUUCGGCGGUGGAACUGGCUCAGGUCUUGGUGCGCUUAUCCUUGAGCGCCUUUCCACCGACUACGGCAAGAAGUCCAAGCUCGAGUUCAGUGUAUACCCCGCACCUACACUCGCGAAUUCCGUUGUCGAGCCGUACAACUCCGUUCUCACGACGCACACGACGCUCGAGCAUUCCGACUGCUCGUUCAUGGUUGACAACGAAGCUAUCUACGAUAUCUGCAAGAAGAGCCUGAACAUCUCUUCGCCAAGCUUCACCAACCUGAAUCGACUCAUCGCUCAAGUUGUCUCGUCAAUCACGGCUUCUCUUCGUUUCGACGGCUCUCUGAAUGUUGACCUUAACGAAUUCCAGACGAACCUUGUACCCUUCCCUCGCAUCCAUUUCCCUCUUGCUACCUUCGCACCCAUUCUCUCAGCGGAGAAGGCUCACCACGAGCAGAACUCUGUUGCGGACAUGACCUUUUCGUGCUUCGAGACUGGCAACCAAAUGGUGAAGUGCGACCCUCGUGAGGGCAAGUACAUGGCUUGCGCUCUGUUGUACCGUGGUGAUGUCGUUCCCAAGGACGUCAACGCUGCCGUUGCCAUCAUCAAGACAAAGCGGACCAUUCAAUUUGUUGACUGGUGCCCUACCGGCUUCAAGCUCGGUAUAUGCAACGAGGCGCCUGCUCACAUUCCUGGUGGCGACCUUGCCAAGGUUUCGCGGAGCAUGUGCAUGCUCUCUAACACGACUGCUAUUUCGAGUGCAUGGAGUCGACUUGACCACAAGUUCGACCUUUUGUACUCGAAACGUGCGUUUGUGCACUGGUACGUCGGUGAGGGCAUGGAGGAGGGUGAGUUCUCCGAGGCUCGUGAGGAUCUUGCCGCUCUCGAAAAGGACUACGAGGAGGUCGGCAUCGACUCUGCGGAUGUUGAGGAGGCUGGCGAAUACUGAGUGUAUCGCUGUCUUGUUGGCUGCCUAUCGUACUUUCGUGGUUUCAGUAUCGUUAACUUCCUCUGGUCUUUCAUUGUUUGGCCUCACGACCUGCCUAAUCAUGUUUUUUCUUCAUUCGUCUUAACGACUUUCACGUCAUGGAUAUCCCACUGUUUUUCUUUACCCCACUGCAAUCAUUCCCUUGCCUCUUUACAAUAAUUAUAUCGCAUACCACUGCAAUGUGACGUUCGAGAUGUUCUUGUCAUGGAUUGUUCGUGUCCCGACAAUGAAGCGUUUUUCAGUUCGAACC